AUGCUUCAUGUUGAUAUGGUUCGGUGGGCGGUUAGGUGCACUGGUACUGGUUGCAGACAUUAUAUCAUAUAUAGCGUAUCAUAUUAUGUCAUAUUCUAUUUGUUUGUUUGUCAUGGGAAGAAUGCGUUGGAACAGACGAGAUUGGAUGCUAGUGAUGAGACUCUCUGCAAGGUCAUUUUCCAACAACCAAUAUUAGCAAGCCGGGAAGGCGCUGGAGAGGGUUUAGCAAAGACUCAGGGACCGUAUGACAGAUUCUAUUUCUGGCUUGUGUGGAGAAUUCAUGGGUACAUUAAAGUUGGAAAAUGGAAAGUUGUAUGGGAGGAUGUGGAAAGGGGGGUUUUCUUGGGAGAUGUAUAG
Molecule: messenger RNA, 357 nt
Organism: Lindgomyces ingoldianus
Lineage: Eukaryota; Fungi; Ascomycota; Dothideomycetes; Pleosporales; Lindgomycetaceae
Exons: 4
Coding region: 1-357 (118 amino acids)
Source: RefSeq, a predicted model, not a curated record